UACUAUAAAUACAAGAAGCUUCUCUUUUGCCUUCACUUGAUAUUUUAUAAAAAGAAAGAAAGUGAGAUGAAUAUGUCAACUUAUUGCUGCCUCAAACCUUCAUUACCUUCAAGUACUUCAUCGUCCUGUUUGCCAACAAAGACAAAUCAUCUUCCAUGGAACCAAAAAGAGACGAAGUGGUCAUGGAGGAGCAAAAGAUUGAUGGCAAUUGCAACAAUCAUAGUAAUUGGUGUAGAAGUGGGGGAUAUUGUAAGCAACAUGAAUGGAAAUUAUUCGAUAGCUAGUGAACUUGUAAUGGAAUCUCAAUUACAAAACAACAAUAAGGUUGCAAGAUGGAGUGACAAAAGAAUUUGCCCACCAUGGCAUAUCAAUUCCUUAGAAACUAUUGUACCUGAGAAUCUCCCUAGGCCAUCUGCCCAUAGGAAAUGGGAGGGAGUUUCUUACUCUAUUAAACCCGCCCCAAUAAUUAAGUUUUUAGUUACACCACCAAAAAGUUGUUUUUUACUGUAAACAAAAAAACAAAUAUUACAUUUUAAUUUCGUGUGUACAUAUAUUAUAUAUAUGCCACUAUAUUGUUUACGGAUUUGUAAAUGUAACCUUUGUUUAUUUUUGAAGGGAGUAACCUUUGUUUAUUGAUUGAACAUUAAAUUGCAGUACAAA
Spinacia oleracea (spinach) is the source of this 660-nucleotide messenger RNA. RefSeq names its product protein CHLOROPLAST VESICULATION. The record is from RefSeq and is a predicted model, not a curated record. NCBI's taxonomy places the organism in Eukaryota, Viridiplantae, Streptophyta, Magnoliopsida, Caryophyllales, Amaranthaceae. The transcript is spliced from 2 exons. The coding region runs from base 67 to 510 and encodes 147 amino acids.